Messenger RNA from Ziziphus jujuba (common jujube), 1275 nucleotides. RefSeq names its product remorin. Bases 266 to 1018 code for a protein of 250 amino acids. The record is from RefSeq and is a predicted model, not a curated record. Lineage: Eukaryota; Viridiplantae; Streptophyta; Magnoliopsida; Rosales; Rhamnaceae. The transcript is spliced from 5 exons.
UAAUGUGCAUGUGGGUGUCUGAAAAAAAAAAAAAAAAAAAAAAAAAAAAAGAACAGUGGGGAAAAAAGGGAAAAAUCCUUUGCUUCCCAUUGUCGCUCCCUUCAAAGCAGAUUUAACUUUGCUUCCCUUUCCUGUUCACCACCCAAUUCUAAUAUAAAAACAGUGCUAAAUUUUUUGUUUCAUAACCAAAUACUUCCAUUGGAUAACAAAAAAGAAAAACAGGAAAUUGGACAAAGAAAUCAUCUGCAGCAAUAGUUUGUGGUUAAUGGAUUCUUUGGUUACGCAGAACAGGAAUAUUAACAUCUGGUUUGUUAGAACGAAAUAUUAUGGCCAUGGUGGAGAUAAACAAGAAGAUAGUGAUGAACACUUUGCCACAGCAAUCGCAGCAGCUGCUUUUGCAGUUCAUUCAUUGGAAGAAGCAGAACUUCAAUAUCAGAAAACAAUAAAGGAAGGUCUGGGAGUCUCGAGGACGAGCACGAAAACCAGAAAAGAUGGCAUGCCAAGUUCUGGUAUGGUAACCAGGAGACUGUCAAACAAGGAAGCAAAAGGUGAAGUUUCAAUUACAAGGCCUGCUGGGUCUGAUCAUAAGGCAUCUGAAAGUACCUUUCCUAGCCGGUAUCCGAGUGUCCGAGCAGAUAGAAACCAAAAUCAAAUGGGGAUACCAUCAAGACAGAAUGGUGUGAGAUCUAGAGCAGAUGUUUGGGAGAUAGCUCAGAUGGAAAAGAUUAGGAAAAGGUAUGAGAAAAUGAAAUCUACAAUUCUUGCUUGGGAGAAUAAGAGAAAGAUGAAAGUCAAACAAAAGAAUGAAAGGACAAAGAGCAUAUUAGAGCAGAGAAGGGCUCAAAAUCAGAGACAUUACCAAAACAAGAUGGCAAGGAUAGAUGAUAUAGCAAAAGGAGCAAGAGCGCAAAUGGAAGAGAAAAGAAGACAGGAAGAAUCUGAGGUGAAGGAAAAGGCCAAGAGAAUUAGAUCUACAGGCAAAGUUCCUGUUACAUGUUUCUGCUUCUCUUGUUACUAGUACUGGGAUUCACUGAUUUGAGACACUUUGCUGAGCAAAGUAAACAGAAAAACUGAACUAUUUCCCAACUAGAUUUGGGUACCUAUAAGUGUAAUUACUGACCGAAUAUAUUUAUUAUUCAUAAUGUAACACAACAUAAUUACUGGCCGAAUAUAUGUCAAGUUUGUUGAUCAUGCAACAUAGAAAAGUCCAAUAUCACACAUCAAGUUACAAUAUUUUUAAUUUGUCCCUUUUGGAUUCAAGUGGAUUUAAUUUGA